ACCAAUCGCUCCCCGAUGGUGCAGAACAGGGCGAAAUGGUGGCGACCGAGGGGCGUGGCAGAGCGAUUGAAAAAGCUUGUGGCGAAGGGGGGCAAAAAAAAGAAGCAGGUCCUGAAGUUUACCCUUGACUGCACCCACCCUGUAGAAGAUGGAAUCAUGGAUGCUGCCAAUUUUGAGCAGUUUCUUCAGGAGAGAAUCAAAGUGAAUGGAAAAGCUGGGAAUCUCGGUGGAGGGGUUGUGACCAUCGAGAGGAGCAAGAGCAAGAUUACUGUAACUUCUGAGGUGCCUUUUUCCAAAAGGUAUUUGAAAUAUCUCACCAAAAAAUAUUUGAAGAAGAAUAACCUACGUGAUUGGUUGCGCGUAGUUGCUAACAGCAAAGAGAGUUACGAAUUGCGUUACUUCCAGAUUAAUCAAGAUGAAGAAGAGGAGGAAGAUGAGGAUUAAAAUUCAUUUAUCUGGAUAUUUUGUAUGAGUUCUUAAAUAAAACAUGGGAACCAAAUUGGUGGUUAUCCUUGUAUCUCUGCAAUGUGGACUGAACAGAAAAUUAGAAAUCAUAGUAAAAGGGCUUCAUUUGGGCUGCCAUUCAUUUAUUUGUAAUUAGACUUUUUUUCUGCUGGAAAAUUUCAGUUCUCAUGGUAGCAAUACCAGAAUAGAAGGGUAUGGCUCUUUAAGGGAACUGCCGGCAAUUUGACGCUGAGGAGGUGGGUAAGGAUGUGGAGCUGUGAGCUUCCGUUUGUCACUAUUUUACUUUAAAAAGUAUGACAGUUUUAUCUGGUGCUUUUCUCAAAGAUUCAGGAAUACAAACGUGGGGACUCAGUUCACGGAAAGCAAAACCAGUGACUUCCUUCUGGGGUUCUCUUGCAGGAAAAUGGCAGUGGCGAUAAAAACAGGGCUCUGGGGCAUUUGUCUUUUCAUUUUUGAUUACACAUUAUUCUUCGUGAACACAAUUAUAUAUGUUAAUCCUUUGUCUUCCUAUAGAAGUAAAAUGUGGUCAUUUGGUGUUGCUGCAUAUUCUUCUAUCCCUCAGGAAAGGGUUUGGAGAGCGAUUGUAAAAAGUGCCAGGUUUUAAAUUAAGUAAAAUGAAUUUGUAAAUAAUCAUUGUUUCUACAAGUCUUUGCAACAAACUCACUUUGGCCCCCAGCAGAGGGAGCUGGAGAUGAGGGAGAGUAGAGCUUCCGGAGGUGGAUGGUGUGCCUUUCCCGGCGGCGUUGAUACCCAGAGCUCUGGAGUCUUCACUGGGCGGGCAGGAAGGAGAAGCGAUUGGGAGACAGUUGCUGUUGAGGAGACGAGAAAGAAAGGUUGAGAUGCCCCCGGAACAGUCGCUUUCAUGCCAUUUAGGCCAUGGCUGGAUUUAAUGUCAGAAGUCAUUCUACAAACUGACUUUAAGUAGGACCAAACUGAAAGUGGUGUUUCUGCAGAAAACCGGGUCUCGUCUCAGGGUUUGGUUGCCAUGUGUGUAGACGCUAGCGAUCUGUGAAAGGUUAUUAAUGAGGUUGUAAAGAUGUAAUUGUUGCUGACAGAAAAUCAAGAGUAUACUUUGAAAAGAGACCCUGAUGCCUUAUGGUGCCCUUCUAAAAUCUUCUAAACAAUUCUGCAGAACUGUCUGCAUUGUCUUAAAAUUACGGUGUAUAAAAUUCAUGUUUUUAAGAGCUUGCCUACAGCUAAUUUCCACACCUGAAAUUCUUGAGCUCUGCUAGUCACAUAGCUGGAAAUUAAAUGUUUGAGUCCUGCCUUGGCUCCGAUUUAACAUUUGGUGCUCCUUGGAUUGAAUUUAACAUGUUGAGGCUUUGCAAUUUCAUUUGUGGUAAAGGCUCUAGCAUUUUCUAUUUCUAUGCAAAUUUCUUGAAGCAGAAUCCUUUGCCUGUUUCUCUGCCCUCACAGAAGGCAGGGUUUCUUUCAAAUUAAACUGAGGCAUCAGUUGCUCUUUGGCACUGUCCCUUACCAUGAUCACUAACUGUUAGUAAGUUCAUGACUUGGGUUUGCAAAUUUUACUUGUUUGCUGCAUUGAUGUUCCAUUAUAGUAAUUCUUAGUUUGGUUGUAAAAAAUUAACCCUGGGCUGAAAUUAGCAUAUAAGGUUUUUUUUAAGCUACUCCCAGAUUCUAAAACUUGUAAUAAAAUUGAAACUCAUUGGUUUUUCUAUGCCUUUUUGAACUCUUGUAAUUGAGUUUUGAUCACAUUUUAUAUUAAAGUGGCUAACACAUGGCUACUA
Molecule: messenger RNA, 2210 nt
Organism: Diceros bicornis minor
Lineage: Eukaryota; Metazoa; Chordata; Mammalia; Perissodactyla; Rhinocerotidae
Gene: RPL22
Product: ribosomal protein L22
Exons: 4
Coding region: 16-444 (142 amino acids)
Biological process (GO): cytoplasmic translation
Cellular component (GO): ribosome
Molecular function (GO): RNA binding; structural constituent of ribosome
Source: RefSeq, a predicted model, not a curated record